GUUCAUAUGUCAGCAGACUACGCUCCUUCUCUUCUCUGUCUCACGCCUUCUCUCAAAAUUUCACUCAGAAAAAGGAAAAGGGAAACGCAGAAGCAAACUUCUUCCCCAAACCUGUUCGUUUUCUUUUUCGUUUGCGGUGAUAAGCGAUGUUCACUGAAGGGCUUGAUGAGAACGCUAUCAACUGGAUCAAGAAGGGUUCAGAUGUUGAACAGUGUCAGAUUAGAUCACCAUUGACUGAGAAUUACCCCAAAUACUCUCUUCCUCGAUCGCCAUUAGGGAGUACAUACACAUCCUCACAUGUUCUGCCUCCAUUAAAAUUCCAUUCUGGUUUACUUAAACCUCUCAACACUGUCACCCUAAGUGUUGAGAGCAACGAAAAUGAGUCCGAAUCCGAUGAUGGCACUCAUGUUGGUGGGGUUGAGAGCGAGAGUGUGGGAUCAGCGUCGGAUGAGAUAAGUAGGAACAACUCCGACGAGGAUGAUGAUGAGGAUGAAGAUAUGGUGGUGGAUAGGCCUGCAACGAAGGGUUAUGAAGAAGAAAUGUUUUAUCAUAAUUCAAGACCAAAAGUUAUUGAAAGAAAGUAUGAAUCUACCAUAAAUAGGGGGCCAUUGAAAGCUGACCUCCGGGUUGAAGUUCCCGGGAGUUUAAGAAGGUUUAGAGGAGGAGGUGAGUGGAGCUCAAGAGGAUUCGGGCCUAGCAGUGCAGUUUCGGGUGGAAGCUGCCGGUUGUAUGAGAAAAAUCAACCUCACAGUGCUUAUGGCACUCCAGCUGGUGUACUUAGUGAAGCCGACCUUGAAACUCCCAGUGCACCGCCUUUCAUGGAUAUGGGAAAUGCACCAGAUGACUCAGAGGGAAGAAGUGGGAGAAACAUUGACAUUCGAUACAAAGAACCAGAUCAAGGUUUUUCUUGUGAAAAGGCUUUACCGGGGCAAAGUGAAAAAUCUUCAAAAGCUGAAACAGAAGUGCCCGCGAGGGAUGCUGAAGAAACACUUGAGGAAAGCGAAUAUAUUGCGCCGCCUGUCAGCCAUGGAAAUUCACUCAGCCAUGUGCCCUAUUACAAUGCCAGCGGUCAAAAUGCAUGGCAAGCACUUGUGGCUUAUGAUGCUUGCAUUCGUUUGUGUCUAAAUUCGUGGGCACGAGGCUGUGCAGAAGCUCCAGAAUUUCUGCAAGAUGAGUGCUUGCUCCUUCGCAAUGCUUUUGGAUUGCACAAACUCUUACUCCAACCUCGAGGUGAACAAGUUCAAGGGGACAACAAGAACAUGGAACAACAGUCGAUGACCUCAAAAGUGAAAAGGAAUGUUGGGAAGAUUAGAGUGGAAGUGAAAAAACUUCGCAUCAUACCACGGCGAAAGCUCAAGGACACAAACUCAAUGAGAGGUGCAAUUUACCUGCAGGCUGGGGCUGAGUAUGUCCGACAUGUUUCAUCAAUUGUGAAACACAGGAUCACUUCUCUAAAGCGGCACUCAUUUUUGUUGCCUUGUGAAGAAUCACUAUCGUGCAUGAUUCACCUGAAAAGUUUGGCUGAAGAUAAUGAAAUGGAAGCAAGUUCUGCCAUCUCACUUAGACCUGGAACUUCUGAAUAUCAUGACUUUUUCCCGGAGAGCCAAGGAGAUGCUCUUAUACUCGAAGUCCAGGAUGCAAUGAAAAAUGUUCAAGGAUGUGCUGCAAUUCCGAUCUCUUCACUGACUGAAAACCCUAAUGACAGAGUCCGUUGGUGGCCAAUCAAUCAUAAUGAACAUGACUGUGUGGGGAAAGUCUUACUUUCCAUCGGAAGCACAUUUACAAAUGAUGAAACCGUGCUUAUGAAGAGCGGUACUAUCGUAGAGACAUUAGCAUAUGAUCUACUGCUGGAGGCCGCCAUGAGGGCACAACAGUUUCAUGCACGAAAUCUACGUAUAUACAGGCCAUGGAAAUGGAUCCUCACAGAAUUUGCUGAUUAUUACGGAGUUUCCGACUCUUACACUAAACUAAGAUACCUCUCUUAUGUCAUGAACGUCGCAACUCCUACAAAAGAUUGCUUGGAACUUUUGCACGAGUUGCUCGUGCCUGUCAUUAAGGCGAGAAGCGAAAGAAAUUUGACAAGACAAGAAAAAAGUAUUUUGUUAGACUGCGAGAUGCAAGUCGAGAGACUUCUUGCAGAAGCAUUUCAGAAUUACAAGUCACUCGACGAAGACUCCCCAACAGGCUUAGCCAAUAUGUCAGCUCCGGUAUCAGAAACAGCAGCGCCAGCACUAGCUCCUGCAGUGCAAGUAUACACACUUCUACACGACAUUCUUUCUCAAGAUGCUCAGAUUAUGUUGAGAAAAUAUCUACAGAUGGCAGCAAUGAGAAGAUGUCGAAAGCACAUGAUGGAGACAGAUGAGUUCGUGUCCAGCAACUCUGAGGGGUAUGUCAUGGAUUCCGACACAAUCUCCAAAGCCUAUUUGAAGAUGAAAAAUCUCUGCAUCAACCUUACCAAUGAAAUUUGUAUCGACAUCAAGAUCCACGAGCAAAACAUUUUUCCCAGUUCAAUAGAUCUGUCUGCUGUCACCUCAGCAGUUUACAGCACGGAGUUGAGCGGGAGACUGAAAAGUUUUCUUGCUGCCUGGCCUCCAUCAUGUCCAACGCCUCAUGUGAAUGAACUUCUUGUUGCAAUGUCAGACUUCGAGAGAAAUUUGGAAUUUUGGAAUAUAAGUCCUGUCGAAGGCGGCAUUGACUCCAGAGAUUUGUACCACGGCUACAUCAUGGUUUGGAUACAGGACUUACAACUUACAUUACUCGAUCUUUGCAAAGCAGAGAAGGUUCCUUGGUCAGGUGUGUACACCAAAUUUUCAACCUCGCCCUUUGCUGAGGAAAUGUUUGAAAAGAUGACGAGAAUGCUUGGCGAAUAUGAAGUAGUGAUCAAUCGAUGGCCUCAGUAUACACUUAUUUUGGAGAAUGCUGCUGCAAAUAUAGAAAGGGCGAUCAUCAAAGCUUUGGAAAGGCAAUACCACGACAUUUUGACACCUCUCAAAGAUAGCAUCCCGAAAAAAAUUGGCAUGCAGGUCCAAAAAUUGGCUAGGAGACAAUCGACUGCGUAUUAUACAAUUCCCAGCCAGCUGGGGAUUUUUCUUAACACAAUGAAGAGAAUCCUGGACGUGCUGCAUUGUAGGAUCGAAGACAAAUUGAAGUCAUGGGCAUCUUACUUACCCUUGAAUGAAGACAGCAAAACUACUUUCGGAGAGCAAAUGAACACAACAACUGUUUUUCUGCGGACAAAAUAUAAGAACUACGUUCAAGCAAUAGUCGUCAAGCUCACCAACAAUAUGUUAGCAAACCGGAGCACCCGUCUUCAGAGGAUCUUGGAGGAUACAAAAGAAGCCGAUGGGGAAGCUCAGAUUCGCGAGCGAAUGCAGGUGCUAAGUACACAGCUCUCCGAAUGCAUCUCAAACUUGCACGAAUGUUUUACAAGCCAAAUAUUUGUCACGACAUGUCGUGCAUUCUGGGAUAAAAUGGGACAAAUUGUGCUGAAGUUUCUUGAAGGAAGAAAGGAGAACAGAGUGUGGUACACCGGAUCAUACCACGCCCUUGGAAUUCUGGACGAUAUAUAUGCAUCUCAGAUGCAGAGAUUGCUCGGGAAUGCCUUGCAAGAGAAGGAUCUGGAGCCUCCAAGAUCGAUCACUGAAGCUCGAUCCAUUUUGUCAAGAAACAGGAUGGAGUCAUCAUCAUACAUAUACUUUUAGGUAAUGCAAUCAAAAACCCCUUCUUGCUUUGUCGAUUCUACUUGUCUCUCUCUUAGCUGUCGCUGCCGUGCUCGUCGUUUAUGAGACAACCAGUUCUGUGUUUGAUAAUUUACAGUGCAAGUAGGCAUGAAAUAGAUUCAUUCAUAUAUAUGAUUAUAUUCUUUUUGUAUGUAGAAUGUUCAUUCUUUUAAAACAAUAAUGUUCAAAAUAAAAGUAUUUUGAUGUU
Molecule: messenger RNA, 3927 nt
Organism: Andrographis paniculata
Lineage: Eukaryota; Viridiplantae; Streptophyta; Magnoliopsida; Lamiales; Acanthaceae
Exons: 22
Coding region: 147-3701 (1184 amino acids)
Source: RefSeq, a predicted model, not a curated record